AAUCUGUCUCCUUGACACCGUCCUUCCGCAAGGCCAAAGGAAUAACACUCAAUGUGCAGUAGAUUAUUCAUAUUUAGAGGUUACCCAAGUAGGUUAUUCUUCCACACGAGUCAUCAUUCACGUUUGGCUGCAUGAAGCAAAAUCUACCUCAACACUCGGACUACCCUAACUACAUACUCCCUAAAAACAAUAAGAACAAUUACAACAAUAACCAAAACAACAAGAAGAAGCCCUUGAAGCCUAAAACAACGGCUCAUGGAGAAUGAACAAAGUCCUCUUUCUCUCUCCACCACAAUCCACAAAUUCGCUGUCUAGAUUUUGUCACUCCCCCAGUCUCACAUGGCGGAUCUCCAAAACACGAAGCCGAAAUGACUAAUUCCCUCACGGAUCCCGUGAUAUUCGUUCUCAUGACCAUCAGACCUCCAAAUUUGGCCAAAACGCCAUAGAGUCGACAAGGAUAUUUCAAAACAAGUUCAAGAGAUAUUCCGACUAGAUUGAACCAUAUUAUUAAAAUAGCAAUAGUGAGACUCAUACACCAACAACAAUCACGAAAACGAGAAAGGACAAUGAAAGCAGUGCAAAUUCAUGACCUAAGCGAAUCAAAGGUUUGUGAGUAAUGGGAUAUUAGCGCUCUCCAUAUGGCAGGUUUCAAUUCAAUCAAUUCAGACAAGAUUUUCCCAUUCAUUUCUCCAUGUUUCGCCAUUGUUCUCCAUAUUUCCCCAUUCUUUUUUUUCCCAAAUCACGCUUUCCUCUUUUCACUUUAGCUUAGAAGACUCUUUCGUCAACCCCGCCAUUUACUAUUCCCCAAAUUGAUUUCUCUUACCCCCAGGAAAUCAUUCUCCAACGUCAACCUUACUCAACCUUACUCAACCUUACCUCAACCGUACUCAAAACUUCAUCUCCUACAUCCAAUAGAACAUCCCUUUCCGCCCAUCUGUCUCCUGACUGUGACAAACGCAUCUCCUCAUCCCUCAUCACCUGUCGUCAUUCGGGGUCUGGAUUGUAUGUUGAGAAUUUGUUGGAAUCUCAUGACUAAGAGUUUGCAUUUUUCAUUACACAUCAGUCCAUGCCAUUACUUGGGUCCAGAGGUUCAAACAAGGUCAAGAAGACAAUAUUCCACCAUUGAGUCUCACACUUUCCCAGCUUCCCAAGGACCGUGUUGGUUUCUCUUACCCCAGAUUGUGUCACCUGCCGCUAAAAACGACUCUUGAUUCAAUAAGCGCCGAUUCACCGUGUUGGAUCCUCACCCUAACCUCUUCACGGCACGCAAUUUGAUUCCCGAAUUUCUUCAUAUAGUACUCCACAGUGUUCUAUACUACACCGCUAGGUUAACGCAACCUUUCCAUCGUUAAGUAAUAGUGCAGUGAACCCGCAUAUUCAAAUUACAUUACGUUUCUCUUUGUCUCAUGGCUUCCUCAGAGAAUCAUAUUGGUCAUGAGCAACAGGAUCAGCACGGACAUCGAGAUCAGCACAUGAACAGCAGAGAAUAUGCUGUGUCCCAAGAUGCUCAGGAUCCUCUUCGUCAGAUCAGAAAUGAAUUUCUCAUUCCUUCUACGGCUGAUUUGCAAGCCAGGACUUUGUCAAGUUUAGAGUCUCGAACUUCCUCUCUUGGCGAUCCCUGUGUUUACCUUUGUGGAAACUCACUUGGCCUACAGCCGCGUACUACCUCUACUCGCAUAGAACAAUAUCUCAAGACUUGGGCAACUCAAGGUGUAUUUGGUCAUUUCAAACCCCUUUCUGAUUCACCUUUGCCAACAUGGCUACAUGCAGAUUCAAGUGCUUCGGAGAACAUUGCUCCUAUUGUUGGUGCGGAACCUUCGGAGGUCAAUGUAAUGCAGACUUUGACUGCCAAUUUACAUCUUCUCAUGUCUGCAUUCUACAACCCUGAUGCUAAUGGCAGGCACAAAAUCAUAUUGGAAAGCAAAGCAUUUCCAUCAGAUCACUACGCCGUAGAGUCGCAGAUCCGGCAUCACAAUCUCUCACCUGCCACAUCGAUGAUUACCCUGGAGUCGCAUUCAAUUACCGAACCCACACUCUCCACAGAUUACAUACUCAAAGCCAUUGAAACCCACGCUAAAGAUACAGCGAUUUUGAUACUCCCAGGUAUUCAAUUCUAUACAGGCCAGUUAUUUGACAUACCCCUCAUCACACGCCGGGCUCGAGAUCUCGGCAUAUUUGUCAUUUGGGAUCUCGCUCAUGCAGUCGGAAAUGUUCCACUGUACCUUCAUGAUUGGGACGUCGAUGCAGCUGCCUGGUGUACUUACAAAUACUUAAACUCAGGACCGGGUUGUAUCGGUGGAAUGUUCAUUCAUGAAAGGAACACUCAAGUGUCCGCUUCGUUACAGAGCACAGAAGCGGGGGCAGGAUUUGUAAAUAGAUUAAGUGGCUGGUGGGGCAAUGACAAAAAUACGAGAUUCGCCAUGGAGAAUCGAUUCGUGCCGAUAGCGGGCGCUGCGGGGUUUCAAUUGAGUAAUCCAAGCGUGCUGGACAUCACGAGUCUAAAUGCAUCUUUGGAAAUAUUCAAGCUUGCCGGUGGGAUGGAAAUGUUGAGGGCGAAAUCUGUGGAGCUGACUGCUUAUUUGGAGGAUUUGCUUUUAAAUACAGCGAUCUUUGAAAAGAGCAGGUUCUCAAUCAUUACCCCUCGAGACAGAGAGCAGAGGGGUGCUCAGCUGAGUCUCCAACUCGCUGAUGGAUUGUUGGAUGUAGUCAUGAAAGAACUGGAGUUGAGGGGAGUGGUCGUAGAUGAAAGACAACCCAAUGUGAUAAGAGUGGCGCCGGCCCCUCUGUACAACAGCUUCGAGGAUGUAUGGAAGUUUGUGAGGGUAUUCAAAGAAGCAAUGGACAUAGCUUGGAAGGCAAAGCUUGGAGAAAUAUCUGCCGAGGGCACACGGGAAUUAGAAUUGACCACCUGAAGAGAUAAUAUGUCAUCGCAAUGGCAAUCAAGUCGAUCAAAACAAUUACUUCCAUGUGUCAAGUGCACGUAGUAUAAGCUUUAAGUUAUCUGAAAGUUUUUGUCGCACGU
Messenger RNA from Botrytis porri, 3022 nucleotides. RefSeq lists its product as uncharacterized. Gene Ontology annotation, biological process: NAD+ biosynthetic process. Bases 1407 to 2912 code for a protein of 501 amino acids. NCBI's taxonomy places the organism in Eukaryota, Fungi, Ascomycota, Leotiomycetes, Helotiales, Sclerotiniaceae. Gene Ontology annotation, molecular function: kynureninase activity; pyridoxal phosphate binding. The record is from RefSeq and is a predicted model, not a curated record. The transcript is spliced from 3 exons. Gene Ontology annotation, cellular component: cytoplasm.